Molecule: messenger RNA, 1793 nt
Organism: Oncorhynchus nerka (sockeye salmon)
Lineage: Eukaryota; Metazoa; Chordata; Actinopteri; Salmoniformes; Salmonidae
Product: skin secretory protein xP2
Exons: 2
Coding region: 97-1707 (536 amino acids)
Source: RefSeq, a predicted model, not a curated record
UUCUAUUAUCAGUCCGUGCUCAGUCUUGCAAGGGAAUACAUCAGUUCCUCGACUCUCCUUACCGUUUGGGUUUAAGGCAGAAAUCCAGGAGACACCAUGGGAGGCAAGCUGAGCAAGAGAAAGAAGGGGUACGAUGUCAGCGACCCAAAAGACAAGAAGGAGGAGAUUACUGUGGCUGCUGUGAGUGCCGUUGAGGCCUUGGCCCAUGCCGUGGAGAGCAAAGCACCAGCUCCGGUCGCUGAGUUGGUAGCGAAGGAUGCUCCUAAGGUGUCUGCUGCGGUGGAGGGAGCAGUGGAGUUGGCAGCGGUAACCAUCACAGAAGCGACAGAAGAGGCCCUGUCAGCUAUAGAGGCUGUGGCCAAGGGGGCCACCGCAGAGCCAGCGGCUGUACUAGAUGAACCUGUGGCAGCACCGGCAGAACCAGCGCCAACAGCAGAAGAGGCCGUGGCUUCAGAAGAACCAGCUGCAGCACCAGAGGAGCCAGCACCAGCUGCAGCACCAGAUGAACCUGCAGCCCCAGAAGAGCCAGUGUCGACACCGGAAGAACCUGCAGCAGUAGCAGAGGAACCAGCUGCAGCUCCAGAAGAGCCAGUGUCAGCACUGGAAGAACCUGCUGCAGCUGAGGAACCAGCAGCAUCACCAGAGGAACCUGUAACAGCACCAGAUAAAACAGAGGCACCAGAAGAACCAGCGGCACUAGACGAAACAGCAGCUGCACCAAAAGAGCCUACAGUGGAAGAGCCUGUACCAGAAGAGCUUGCUGCAGCACCAAAAGAACCUGCACCAGAAGAGCCUGCGGAAGCACCAAAAGAGCCUGCGGUGGAAGAGCCUGCGGCAGCACCAAAAGAGCAUGCACCAGGAGAGCCUGCGGCAGCACCAAAAGAGCCUGCACCAGAAAAGCCUGAGGCAGCACCAAAAGAUCCUGCACCAGAAGAGCCUGCGGCAGCCUCUGUGGGCCUAGCCGCAGCACCAGAAAAGGAUUCUGAGGCUACAGAACAAGCCACAGAGGUGGCAGACACUACAGAACCUGAGCCUGCUGCUCCAGAGCCUGAAACAGAGACUGUUACAGGGGAGGCCCCAGAACCCGAGGCUGUGCCCGAGGCACCAGUAGAGGCAGAAGCAGCUUCACCCGCACUGGAGGAGGAGCCUACAUCAGUUGCAGAAGCUGUGUCAGAGUCAGCCACAGAGGCAGCCGCAGAGCCAGAGGCAGCUGCAGAACCAGAAUCCGUCCCAGAACCAGCCGCUAAAGAGCUCCCCCUACCUGUAGAAGAAUCCGUAGCAGAGCUUGAACCUGAAGCUGCUGAUGCAGUAACAGAGGCAGCAGAGCCAGAGGCUGCCGACAUUGCAGAAUUCAUCCCGGAGAUCAUAAUUUCAGAAUCUGCUGCACCUGCUGCUGCAGAGGAGGCCAGCGCUGGGCCACAUGAGGCUGUGCUGGACAACAGGGAAGUUGUUUCCGCAGAGGAGGCUACUGCUGAGCAUUCUGCCCCUGAGGUCAAUGGGGAGUGUCAGGAGCAGGCAGCCGAGCCGGCUGCCGUGUCUGCCCCGGAGCCACAACAAAAGGAAUGUGUCAAUGGUAUUGACAAGCCAGAGGAUGCCGUUGAGGUGCAAAUUGACUGUGAAUUAAAAAAGGACUUGAACCUGACUGGCGACAUCCAUAUUCCUGAGGCAAUCGGUGAGGCAAUAAGUCAGGCUGUUGACAUGGUCUGAAGCUAAUAUAAAUGUGUCCCUAAAGUCCCUAAUGAUCCGAAAAACCUCCAACACAAGCUUCUGAAGAUAAAUAUAAAAAUGUCUGU